UCGCCAGGGUGAAGGUCUAUAGUUGUUUGACUGCCACAUGCUUCGUCUAUAUUGAAAACUCUUCUUUGAGAACUUGAGCAACACAAAAAAGGUUAAGAGAAACUUCAGCGUCAAGAGGCAAUAAUAUGAUAGUAAUUGGACAUGGAAGUAGUAUGCAUUGUGUUCCUUUACCCGGCUUUAAUUACGGACAUCAACUAAGGUAUAUUUCUAGAGAAAGUUGGCAUUCUAAGAUGCUUGUUGACUUUGCAGUCGACGGUAAAACAGUACAUAAUGAAGGUCAUGGUACUGAAAGUUUGAUUUCGAUACCAAACAAUGCUACCAAUAUCGAAGUUAGAUUUCAAGUCAAGCGUUCCCCUGGUGUUUGGUCUGAUGUGAAAGAGUAUGAUCACUUCAAUAAACGCUGGAUAUGGCCAACCCGGCCGCAUAUAUUUCGGUACAACAGACCAGCGAGUUGCACGUAUAUUUUAAAUGGAAUCUGGUUUCAUGAAAAGGUGAAAGAGAUCCCUAGAAAUUAUUAUUUAGGCAAGCAAGUUGGAUUACAGUAUUUCUCUGCAAUUAGUGGGUUUUCCAAGAUGCUUGUUGAUUAUGAGGAGGAUGGUAAAGAGAAACAUCACGAGGGUCAUGGUAGUGAAAGCUUGAUACUGAUACCAAACAAUGCUACCAACAUCAAAGUUAGAUUUCAAGUCAUGCGUGCUCCUGGUGUUUGGUCUGAUGUGAAAGAAUACGACCGUUUCAAAAAAUGUUGGGUAAAACCAACCAAGACUCAUAUUUUCAAGUACGACACACCAGUGAGUUGCACCUACACUUUGGAUGGAAACUUGGAUUGGGAAAGAGCAAUAUCGAUAAAUGACGAUGAAUACAAACCAGUUGGACGAGAAACAAUUGAUAUUGAUAAAACCACGGUAUCUAUCGAUAAGUCAGAACAAAAAAAAUCAUCCCAAACGCAUACAAAUUUGAUGGGAGGCUACAAAAAUAGGCUAGAUAAAGGCGAUGGUACCACCUACAAUUCUAAAGCCAAACAUAAGCUACAGUAUAUUUCUAAAGAUGGUUGGUGUUUCAAGAUGCUCGUUGAUUUUGUAGAGAACGGUGAAACAAGACAUCAUGAGGUUGAAGGUAGCGAAAGCGCCUUUCCAUUACCAAACAAUGCCACAAAUAUCAAAGUUAGCUUUCAGGUCAAGCGCUCUCCUGGUGUUUGGCGUGAUGUGAAAGAAUACAACCAUUUCAAGAAUGAUUGGGUAAAACAAAUCAAGCCUCAUAUUUUUAAGUACGAUACACCAAAGUGUUGCACUUAUAUCUUGACUGGGGACAAGUAUUCGGAAAGAGUAAGGGAUAUUAUGGGACAUGAUAAUUAAAAUAGGUCUGAGAGAGGUGAUGGUAAGCAUAAACUGAUGUAUAUUUUUGAAGGAAGUUGGCUUUCCAAGAUGCUUGUUGACUAUAAAGUGAACGAUGAAAAGAAAAAUCACGAGGCUCAUGGUACUGGAAGUUUGAUUCUGUUACCAAACAAUGCUACCAACAUCAAAGUUAGAUUUCAGGUCAUGCGUUUUCCUGAUGUUUGGUCUGAUGUGAAUGAGUACGACGGUUUCAAAGAAUGUUGGGUAAAACCAAACAGGCCUUGUAUUUUCAAGUACGACAGACCAGUGAGUAGGACGUACACUAUUUGUAAUGUUAUGAAGAUAACGGAAGAUGGAAGCAUUAUCAGCGGUGAUCUAAUACAUUACAACGGAUGCAGUCUGAUACAUGUCAGAGUCGCGUUUCAGGGUAUUCCGAGUAUUCAAGCUCCGAAAAACGGUCAAGCAACGAAAUCAUCGUCCGCCAUGAAUAUCAGCACGCACGAAUCAACUCUAAAAGUUCCAGUCAAAAUAGCUUCUGCUGUUUCUUUUAAUGUAGGUGGACUUAUGACGUCAUUUGUGAUAAGAAGCGACCACGAGCCGUUGGGGCGAUAUGGUAUAAUAAAAUCAGAAAAAUUCCGAAAACAAACAGGGUCAACAAAUAAUGAAUGGUUUGAAGAAAACGUAUUUGACGAAAACUGUGACAUUAAAGAGGUUUGCGUAAAUGAAUUGAGAAGUGAAAGAUUCUCUUGGAUAAAAGAUUUCCAUAUUGGGAUUGAUGAAGGAAAAAAGUCAUGGCAAAUGAGCAUCACCUACGCUCGAAACACAGAACCUUCGAUGGAGGACCUAAAGAAGUUGUUUGGUGAUAACAUCGCCUCAUUCGUUGAAUUUAUCCAGGAGAGCGACGAUGAAGAUGAAGAGAGAUUAAGAACUUCCUCUUGUUUUCUUCGAGCACCUAGCUCUGGUGAUACUCUGUAUGUUCAAAAUGAAGAACGCGGAACCAUAGCAGUCCUUGCUGCCCAGGUGCGAAGCAACAAAAAACACUACGCCAUCACCUCCUAUCAUGUUUGUUACUGCUUCAACGAUUUACCGGAGAACAUAUUCGAAGCACACAACAAACUGAAAGAAGACUGUUGCUCCAAUGACGCCGCUGGAUGUAUUGGUAGCCGGUACGAAUAUAUGAAUCAAGAAACAGUAUUGGGAGUGUUCGAGUGUGGUUUAUACGACGACAAAAAUGAUAUUGGUUUGAUCCAGCUCACACCUGAGCUGACCUGCGUUGACGCUAUUGCUGUCCUUGUCAAUGAGGUUGAAUCACAAUUACUUAGUAAAAAACAAGUCUGGGAAAUAUUCAAGACGUACAUGAAAAUGGGUAAAUUGCCUAAAGUCAAGAAAUAUGGCUCGGAAUCCGACGAAACAGAAGGGGAACUUUUUGCGAUAACAACAAGCUGUCUGCCAAACGACAUGAAUCUCGGUUUUUAUAAAAUUCGUGGAAAACAUGCCGAUGAUUUCGCAAGAAAAGGAGAUUCAGGUGCAUUGGUUUGUAUAGUACAUGAAAGUAAGAAUUUACCAUUCGCCAUAGUAAGCAAUCACGUGCCAAAUGCAAACGUGUAUUACUGUCCAAAUUUACAUCAAAGUAUUGAAGCGUUAAACAAAAAGUAUAGUUGGAUCAACAUUAAACCUUGCAUACGCCAAUGUGGCCGCAGUUGAUAAUUUGAUAUGAUUCUAUUUUCAUGCUCGUAUUUUUAACAUAAUUUAACUGUAAAUGUCAUUUUAAGCCUUUUUUAAUGUAUCAUUGUAAUAAUUUAUAUAGUUUAUAUAGUUAUAGUUAGAAAAUCAACAAUACGCCCAUGAUACUGGUGCGACUUAG
Molecule: messenger RNA, 3195 nt
Organism: Dendronephthya gigantea
Lineage: Eukaryota; Metazoa; Cnidaria; Anthozoa; Malacalcyonacea; Nephtheidae
Exons: 5
Coding region: 1389-3035 (548 amino acids)
Source: RefSeq, a predicted model, not a curated record